GUAGAUACAUAUAUAGAGAUAUAGAAGUUUAGAACAAAAAAAGGAAAGAGAAAAAGAGGGAUAGAUAGCGGAACGUUAACUCGAAGACGUUGAUGAUUUGUAAAAUGGCGAUUUGCAUGUUCUGGCUUCUCACGUACGUGGGACAGGGGCUGGACCUGGCGGUGGGCAAUCGACCUGUAAUCAUACAAGUGCAGGGCGCCCAGGGCGGGCUCGAAACCUAUCGUCACGGAAGCAGCGGCGGCAUCAGAAAGAAGAGCGAGCUGAGCUCCUCGGUAGGUGGCAACCUGUUGCACCUCAGAAUAUAUCCCACCGACGGUAGUCCGGGACACAUGCGGGACGAUCUGUCCAACUGGUUGGUAUUCAACGACGAGCCACGGAUAACGCCGUGGUCGCCCGCUGGGAUGCUGAUCGACGACAUGGUGAAGGAACCGCGGGAGCUCCAGAACGUGUUCUUCAGCCUGUCGCCCGCGGUGCUCAACGUUCUCUCCGAAUACGCGACGUCUCAGCAUCAUCAGGCGACGCAGUCGUCGCAGUCGUCCCAUUCCGCGAUCGCGACCGAGCCCUAUCUGCCUCCCCACGACGAGAGUAGCAAUCAUCAUCAGCUGAUCGGCGGCGGUGGCCGGCAGCGGGCGAAAAAGCGGCGCAUAGGCUGCCGGCAUCCAAGGGGUCCACUUAGCGUUCUGCCGCCGAUCCUGGUGUGCGACCAGGAGACCGGCAGAAAGACGACCGCCGCCGCCGCCGUCGCAGCAGCAACAGCCGCCGCCGCCGCCAACGCCCUUCACGAACCCAGACAAUCCAAUCACGACGAUCUCUACGCGGAGCAGAGAUUCAACACUGCGACGAGCACGAAGACUGAUCUCGCGCGCGGGGCCGAGGCCGGCACCACUAGUACCACCCUCAACUUACCCACGAACGGCGGCUUCAUCCCGAGGGCCUUCGCAUAUGAGACUGGCAAGUUACCCGGUAGCAAGCGGAAUCAGAUCACGGUCGGACGUCGUUCGAUCGACGCCCAAGGAGUCCCGGGACACCAGGCUCAGGCGUCCUCGGUGUCCUCGGCCGGCGCGAGCAUCGCCUCGCAGCUCAUGCUGAGGUCCAUCCGGGGUAGCAUACAGUACGACGUGCCGCAAAUCGAAUGUCCAGUUUCCGAAGAUGGAAUGGAAAGAUUCGCCUGUCCGACUGCGGAUAGAAUGGGUAGAUAUCAUUGCAUCGACGAUCACGUCCUAUGCGACGGCUUUAUAGACUGUCCCACAGGCGAGGAUGAGGAUAGACAUGCUUGCAUGUUUUACAAAACUACGAAAGCGCAUCUGGACGUAUUAGCGGACGCCAUAUUACGAUGGGCGAGAGGACGCUAAUUCCUUCUUUGUUGAUGAUGAAAAAAACCUCCAAUCUGUACAUAAAAUCACAAGUCUGAUACGUCUACUUCUUUAUAUACAUAUAUUCAUCGAUGAUAUCUUUUUCUCCUACAUUAAUCUAUUUUCCGGAAACUGUUUUCUCUCUAUGUUUGGCGCAUAGAGACGUUCAUAUUGAAAUCAAACUCAGGGGAACGUUAAGAUGAACCGUCUCUCUCUCUCUCUUUCUAUCUAUCUAUUUCUAUCUCUCCUUUUCUA
Messenger RNA from Nylanderia fulva, 1607 nucleotides. RefSeq names its product low-density lipoprotein receptor domain-containing jelly belly protein (gene jeb). The record is from RefSeq and is a predicted model, not a curated record. Gene Ontology annotation, cellular component: terminal bouton. Gene Ontology annotation, biological process: positive regulation of MAPK cascade. Gene Ontology annotation, molecular function: transmembrane receptor protein tyrosine kinase activator activity; protein binding. Lineage: Eukaryota; Metazoa; Arthropoda; Insecta; Hymenoptera; Formicidae.